This is a messenger RNA of Drosophila miranda, 1591 nucleotides long. RefSeq lists its product as uncharacterized. The record is from RefSeq and is a predicted model, not a curated record. The transcript has 2 exons. NCBI's taxonomy places the organism in Eukaryota, Metazoa, Arthropoda, Insecta, Diptera, Drosophilidae. Bases 110 to 1510 code for a protein of 466 amino acids.
UUUGAGCGUACAUGAAAAAAAAUUACAAAUUCGAAAGAGCACAAAGAUUGCCAUAUUCCCAGGCAAUUUUUACAGUCUACAAGUAAUCUAGAAAAGUAAGAACGCAGCCAUGCCACGUCGUUAUCAUGGAAAUGCCGCAUCCAUAGCAAUGCUGCGCAAGAUGAGGCACGACACCUACAACGGCAUCAACAUCCACAAAAUUAGCAGCCACAAAACUAAAGAGAAAACCAACAAAAGCAAAAGCGCCAGUGGCCCCGCCAGCGGCUCGAAAAACUCAAAUGAGAAAAAGUCCAGCUCUGAAAAAGCCGAAGAAUCUAUCCAGAAGCCCAAACAGCUGCCAAAGCUGGCAAAGCAGGCAAAGCUGCCGCAGCUGCUGGCAAAGAAGACUUCGCUUUCGUUCAUUUUCAAGAAGCCGACACUUGUCCCGGCCUUAAUCCGUGCCCCGAAGAAGGUGCCAAGGUGCGACCUGGAGCAGCUUGAACAGCAGCCGAACCCCGACCAGAUCUAUUUGCUUGACGACCUGCAUUCAUUCGAUGACGAGGAGCUGACCUGUGGCAUUGACUUUGGCCCAGAGUCGUUCCAUGAGUCGACUUUUGAGGAGACACUCUGCAACAAUGCAUCAUUCGGCGACCUGGGGCCAUUCUGUGACCUGCUUUCACUUUCCGACCAGGUGGCUCCACUCUGCAACAAUGCAUCACUCGGCGACCUGGGGCCAAUCGGCGACCUGGGGCCACUCGACGACCAAGGAUCAUUCUCUGACCCCGAAACAAUCUGUUACCGCCCACAGGAUUUAAUUAAUGACCAGAUGCCAGCCUUCAACGAGGUUCCACCCUUCAACGAGGAACCUGCAACCUGCAACCUGAAGCCACGCGGCGACAUGGAGGCAAUCUUCAAACUGCCAUACUAUAUCAUCGAUCCGAAAUAUGCCCAGUACCAGGAGCCAAAAGCUGCAGAAAAGCCAAUCAGUGAUGGCUACCCGCCAGAGUCGUCUGACGGCCAGGGAUCGUCACGCAAGGCAGUGCCCAACGAUACCUUCGCCUUUAUGUUUGGCCACAGUGCGAAAGACUGGGAGCUAAAGCUCUUUCCAGAGCUGUACCACCGCAUGCCGACACUGCCCUCGUAUUCGGAUAUCUUCGGACAGCCCUCUUAUGAGCCCCAUCGUACGGCGCCCACGGCACCUUCCCAGAGCGAAGGCAUUCGGAGCAAUGCCGAUGGGGUGUUUACUAACAUUCCCAGUUCCAUGAUCCUAGAUCAAUAUGGGAUUGUGGGUCUACUCGCGGCCAUGCGGGCUACCCACACCCAUCCGGAGACUACCCGACUGGUGUUUGGGGAAGAUCUGACAAAGCUCGGCCUGGAUCUGGCUUCAACGGACGAGAUCUAUGUGAACUUCAAUGGACCCUUCACCACCAAGCCGCCACAAAGGAAGCCAAUGCAGAUGCACCAGGACAAGGCAUCGGACGACGACUUCGCCUAUAUGCGGAAAGAGGAUCAAGAGACCGGAGCUGAUUAGGCAUGAGCUUGACAACCUGAUCUGUCCACAUGUCCACAUCAAGAUCUGAGACUCAUAUAUAAAUUUAAAUGUCUAUACCAU